Molecule: messenger RNA, 783 nt
Organism: Sphaeramia orbicularis (orbiculate cardinalfish)
Lineage: Eukaryota; Metazoa; Chordata; Actinopteri; Kurtiformes; Apogonidae
Gene: aqp8b
Product: aquaporin 8b
Exons: 5
Coding region: 1-783 (260 amino acids)
Biological process (GO): water transport; transmembrane transport
Cellular component (GO): plasma membrane
Molecular function (GO): water channel activity
Source: RefSeq, a predicted model, not a curated record
AUGGCCGAUGAGAAGAUGGAGAUGAAUGAAGUGGGGACGUCCCUGGUGUCUUCAGAGCCUAAACCUCCUCCAGUCAAACCUCCUAACAAAUAUGAAAGGGUGUUCCAGCCCUGCCUGGCUGAGGUGGUGGGUACUGCGUUCUUUGUGUUCAUCGGUUGUGUGUCCGUCAUUGAGAACGUGGACAAUGCAGGGAGGCUUCAGCCAGCGCUGGUUCACGGUCUGAUGGUGGCCAUCAUGGUGGCCUGCAUGGCUGAGAUCAGUGGCUCUCAUUUUAAUCCUCCGUUCACCCUGGCCAUCUUCCUGUGUGGGGCGAUGGAGAUGCAGAUGGUGAUUCCAUACCUUGCGUGUCAGCUCCUCGGAGGCGUCCUUGGAGCAGCAAUGGCAAAGCUGAUGACUUCAUCAGAGAAAUAUGCCAAGGCCAACGGGGCUGCGUUUGAUGUGCUGGAUUCCAACGCUCCCAUCGGGGGAGCUCUGUUUGGAGAGAUCGCCAUGACCUGCCUGAUCACCAUGGUGGUGCUGCUGGGGGCCAUCAACCAUAAGACCAGGAGCCCCAUGGCACCGUUUCUGGUGGGCUGUACUGUCAUCUGCAACAUCCUGGCAGGCGGUGACGUAUCUGGUACAUGCCUCAACCCAGCCAGAGCCUUUGGUCCAGCCAUAGUGAGCAACUACUGGACUAAUCACUGGAUCUACUGGGUGGGACCCAUCGCAGGGGGUCUGGUGGCAGCUGCACUGGUCCGACUCAUCCUUGGAGACAGGAAGAUUCGACUCAUUCUGAAAUCAUGA